Messenger RNA from Zeugodacus cucurbitae (melon fly), 2521 nucleotides. RefSeq names its product sodium-independent sulfate anion transporter. The record is from RefSeq and is a predicted model, not a curated record. Gene Ontology annotation, molecular function: sulfate transmembrane transporter activity. The transcript has 9 exons. The coding region runs from base 456 to 2246 and encodes 596 amino acids. Gene Ontology annotation, cellular component: membrane. Lineage: Eukaryota; Metazoa; Arthropoda; Insecta; Diptera; Tephritidae. Gene Ontology annotation, biological process: transmembrane transport.
CUCAGUUGCACUCUUCAUGUUAUCGCGACGACGUCGAUUACACAACCAUCGGAUGGUUGCGCGUUCCAGCUUCCGCGAGCCUAGAUAAGCGCCCACGCCGUCGAAGGGCACUAUCUUUUCGCAACUGAUUGCAAUACGUAUCGGUUGGGCCAACGGACGUAUAAGCGCAAGGACACCCACAAGGAUAAACAAAUCCGUAUCUACAAAGAACCGUUGUCUACGAAGUAGCCACAAGAAAAUAACUAAGAUAAAACGCGACUAUACGAAUUAAAUACAUUUAAAAGUGUUCUAGUUCAACAAAAAAAUACGUGUACAGUGUGUAUUUCAAGGAGAACGUAAUUCCAUUUCCAUCUUUCGUUCGUCAAAUGUUGAACUUAAAUAGAACUUAAUUCAAAAUAAUUCAAGUUCAACGCAACUAUUAAAGUGUGUGCUGUCAGUCGUUAGUUGGGGCUAAGAUGACGAAAACUAAAAAUCUCACAAUUGAAGCUCUGGAAGAGCUAAAACCAAUGAAAAAUGGUGAAUUCCUGGACACCAAGGUGACGAUAGAAGCCGUGAAAUAUGAGCAGCCACCAGAGAAACAUUGGAUUUUACGACGCUUAUACUUUUUGAAUUGGCUGCAAAACUACGAUCGUGAAACUGCCAUAGCGGAUUUAAUUGCAGGCAUCACAUUGGGUCUGACGAUAAUACCACAAAGUAUCGCAUAUGCCUCACUGGCUGGACUCUCAUCGGAAUAUGGCUUGUACUCGGCUAUUAUUGGCACACUUUUCUAUUCCUUAUUUGGCACAAUUCCACAAGUAUCAAUUGGACCGACCAGUUUAAUGUCCUUGAUGGUGCUGCAAUUUGUUGCUGAUCGACCAGUGCAAUUUGUUUUUGUACUCGCAUUUCUAGCGGGUCUUGUGGAGCUUCUUAUGGGCGUCUUUCAGUUGGGUUUCGUCGUCAACUUCAUACCAACGCCAGUAACGAAAGCAUUCACCAGCGCCACCGCUGUCAUUGUCGCUGCAGUGCAAUUUAAAAAUUUAUUAGGCCUGAAAGGAAAAGGUGUACCAUCAUUUGGCGAACUCUUCAAGAGCAUAAAGUACUCGGAUGCCCUACUGGGUUUCAUUUGUUUGGUGGUGUUGCUGCUCUUGAGACAAUUAGCUCACAUUAAUUUCAAGAGGGACACACCGCAUACACGCAGAUUCAAGAAAUUUCUUUGGUACGUGAGCAUCUCACGCAAUGCACUGGUUGUAUUCAUCUGCAGUACAAUUACAUACUUUUGGAUGAAAAAUCGUUCGUUGGAGUCCAUACCAUACACGCUCACCGCCAAGGUUACCUCAGCUCAAUUGUCAUUCAGUUUGCCACCAUUCGCCUUUGACUACAAGAACACAACACUCGUAUUCACCGAUAUCAUACACGAACUGGGCAGUGGCAUUGCUGUGGUGCCCAUUGUGGCAAUUUUGGCGAACGUGGCCAUUGCUAAGGCCUUUGUUAAGGACAAUCGCUUGGAUGCCUCCCAGGAAAUGCUGACGUUGGGUAUUUGUAACUUGGCUGGUUCGUUCUUCCAUUGCAUGCCCACCUGUGGUGCCUUCACGCGUUCCGCCGUCAGUCAGGCGAGUGGUGUACGAACUCCGCUAUGCGGUAUAUAUACAGCUCUCUUGGUGUACUUGGCGCUCAGUGUACUUACUCCCUACUUUGGUUAUAUACCAAGAUCAUCAAUUUCGGCAUUACUUAUUGUUGCUGUGGUGUUUAUGGUCGACUUCUCGCCCAUUAAAGAACUUUGGCGUACGAAUAAAAAAGACUUCUUCAGUUGGGUGGGCUGCUUUAUCGUAUGCCUCGCCACUGGCGUAGAAGUGGGACUGUUGUUUGGUAUCGUGCUGAACAUGAUAUUCGUACUUUUGCGAUUAGGAAAUCCCAAGGUGGAGGUGACGCUGAAAGAGGUGGAAAAUCGUAAUUACAUCUUCGUCAGCCCUACUUCCGAUGUCUACUAUUCGGGUAUCGAAUAUAUACGCGAUAAAAUCAACGACGCUUGUUUGCUGUAUCGAGACGAUUUUCCGAUUGUGUUGGAUUGUCGCCGCUUCAUGCAGUUCGAUGCUACAUUCGUGGAUGUGAUCAGUGCUGUUGCUAAGGAAUUGCACGAACGUGAUGUAUUAUUGGUAUUGUACGGUAUUAGUGACGAAUCCCAGGAGUUAAUGCAUAAAUCGCCGAACAUCAACUACUGUGAAGCUGGUCAUAUCUGCUCGGAUGAUUUGUCACCAAAGAAACAAUAAGUUUGAAGGAAUACGAAGAAUAAUUGAGGCAAAGAGCAACUGAGAUCACAUUUGUAAAUAGAAACUUCAAUCGAAAAUGUAGAAGAAUGCAGUAGUAUUAUUGUUCAUUAAAACCGCGUAUAUUUUAUGUAAGCGCUGGAGAGCACUGGAAACGAUAAAGUUCCACAUUAUCUACUCAUAGACCACAUUAUUGUCAUUGCUAGUUAAUUAAUUGAUAUUAUUUUACUUUUAAUCGUUAUCUUGAAUAAAGUAUUAAAUCUUUUGAAUUAUACAUA